AUGAGCAUAAAUGCAGAUCCAUUCGGCCUGCCGGAUGGCGGCACCACAACGACUGGUCAGCUGGUUAUGAGUAUUGCGCAGAGUGGUUCCGACAAUGGCCUCAAAUGCUUCGAGACGUUGGUCAAGGCGGUGUGCAAUACGGUCGACAAGCCCGAGGAGCCCAGGUACAGGGAGCUUCGGCGCGAUGUUGCUGCAGUUGUCCAGGUCGAUGCAGUCCCUGCCUGUGCGAUGCUUUUGCGGAGACUGGGCUUCAAGGACAUGGGUGAUCGGUACCGUCUUCAGUACAGCGGUCUCCGGUCUUCUGAGGUCGCUCGUUUCCAGUGUGCACUGAAUGAGCUGGAGCAUUGCAGUGACCUUGUGGUCCGCCUGGCUCCAGCCAUCCAUGCCUUGGGUCUUCACUGGACCAAGCCCGAUGGGAGCUCCACCUUUAUGCCUGGUCCCACAUAUCGAGAACGCCAGCAGCGAGAUCGUGACUUGCUCCAGAGUGCGAGAAAUGGAGGUUCCUGGACCGGGCAGACGGCGCGCGGGGAUCUCCCAUCUGCCGAAGAUGAGGAGGAUGCGCAGCUGCAGGAAGCACUCAGACUGUCGAUGAUCGAAAGCUGA
This is a messenger RNA of Symbiodinium sp. CCMP2456, 603 nucleotides long. The record is from the annotation of a GenBank genome assembly. Lineage: Eukaryota; Dinophyceae; Suessiales; Symbiodiniaceae.